This is a messenger RNA of Colossoma macropomum (tambaqui), 2422 nucleotides long. RefSeq lists its product as uncharacterized. The transcript is spliced from 13 exons. NCBI's taxonomy places the organism in Eukaryota, Metazoa, Chordata, Actinopteri, Characiformes, Serrasalmidae. The record is from RefSeq and is a predicted model, not a curated record. Bases 261 to 2300 code for a protein of 679 amino acids.
AGUUGCACUCCCUUUUUUGCAAAUUUCCUUCUAUGUGCUGUUGCUUGGCUCACUAACAGCCGUGCUCUCUGCACUGUAUCAGAUAUGUCUUUUUACAAUGCAUCUCUACAGUGCAACUACGGGAGCAAUCAUUAGCUUUCUGUCACAACUGGCAAGAUACUUUUUGUUGGAGUUUUCUUGAUGAUCUGCUUUUUGAGACUUCCUAUUGUUCCUCAUAUUGCCAAUCCGGAGACAAACAAGAAACAGUAUCAGAACAGAGAAUGAAGAAAAUCCAGCCUUUUACCAUUGGGACCAAGCUGUCUGUCCCUAUUGGGGCUAAGUGCCAGGACUAUGUGGACAACAUCUUUCCUGCCGCAGUUCUGGAUGGCUGCAUGUUGAAGAGCAAUCGGAAAGACAAAAUGUCCUUUUCUCAUGACCAGAAACAGCCCACAAAACACGAUCCUACACCAAUGGAGGACUGUCCUGAAGAAGAAAAGGGCUUUCUGCAUCCAUCAGCUUCCUCAAGGUCCAUCAGAAAAAUUGCUAUGUGUGGAAGCACUGAGACAGAGGGUGAAUUUGGAGUUGUAGACCCUUGCAUUACUACUUAUGAGCCUAACCAGAGACACAACUCAAGUGAAAAACCUCUUGAGGGGAGAUUUGUUGACAAGUCCCUUCCACAUUCAGAGUCAGAACCAUGGAGGGAGAGGAAGAUGAAGAAUCUUCAAUAUGACAAUGGCAUCCCAGCAUUCCCUCUAGAACACCCUGAGGAUGUGUCUGCCAGCCAGCAGCAAGACCUCAAGGACUUUGAGAACUCACUCAUCCAAUUGACAACAUAUCUUGACUUGAAGAAGGAUGAGCCAGAAGGGAGUGCCCUGAAGAAGCCCAAUACAACAGGUUUGGGUGUGGAGAUACUUGGGAGGAGGCUCAGCAUUGGAGAGCACAUUGACAAACUGUGGCUGAAAUUCAGGUCUCUCCUGCAAGACUUUCAGCAAGAUCUCAUGCUGGCGCUGGAUGUAUCUUCAUUUUACCAGCAAGCAGACCAGAGGAGCAGCCUUCAUGUAGCAAAUGUCCAAGGCAGCAUUAAAGAGAAUGAGGGCAGAGAGAUAGCUAGCCAAAUCAAGAUGCUCAACGAGUCUGCGGCUCAGCUGUCAAACCUCCACCCAACCUUGGCCAGCCAAGUGACAUGCAAACAGGCAGAAGUGAAAGAGAGCUGGGCACUUCUCCAGGAUGCUCUCCGAAACCAGAUAGCAGAUGUUCCUGUCAAACCUCCUGCCAUUUUACCCAAAGGACAUGUUGGUUCUCAAACCACAUCCACUGAGUCAAAGUACUUAGCCCAACUUGAGCUUCCUGGUGUAAUGGGAAAAGAUGUUAAAGAGGAACAAAAUCACCUGCGAGAAUCUGAGUGCUGUCAGGAUCCAUGGAUUUAUAGAAUGUUAAGUCCAACUGAAGAGUGCUGUUCAAUGAGUCGAACCUCACUUUCUGAAGGCAGCUGCUGUAAAGUAGAUAACACCAAUGAAAAGCAGAUCAUGGGCUCAGAAAGUAAGGACCAACAGGCUCUCUCAGACAGCUUCAUCCACCAAAAGCCUCUCAAACUUUACGAGCUGUUAGCAGAUUCCACAGCAUCAGUUGAUCAGCUUACUUGUUCUUGGUUAAAAGACAACACGUCUAUGCAAAGUGGUGUGGACAGGGGUUACUUGAAGCAAUCCCAGGAACACGCGAGUACUAAGAUUGAAGUGCUUUGGGAAGGUCUGAGGAAGAGAUAUGGGCAUGGGGCAGAGGUGGAACCAGCUGAAAAAGAAUUUCUUCUGACAGAUGAUGUGGCUGAACGGGCAGUUCUAAAACUCCCUCACUCUAGCUGCCCUCCAGAGAAUGUGGAUGUGUACAGUUCUGGAAUGCUUGCAAAGUUCCUACAACUUUUGGAUCACAAGGCAAUUCAUGAGAUGCAUAAAGACAUUCCAGCUCUUCAGAAUGGCUCCACUGUUUCUGAAUGUAAUGAGGCUUUACCGUAUGUACCUGGCAGUCCAAAUGUGAGAGGAUGGUUCUUCAACCAUGACCAAACAAAAGAGGAGUUACUGAACAUGCAGCUGUCUACAUUAACUCUGCGCAUAAACCAACAUCUUUCCCGUUGUGCUGAGCUUAGCAUGGAUAUGUUGGACAUGGAAACUGACAUGACCAUGCUGUGUGACCCUGAGCUUAUUGGACUGGAUGGACUACUGGAAGAGCAGGAUGAUUUGGAAGCUACUACAAAAGACGUAAAAUGUGUCCUUGUCAGGUCGACUAUCACCUUAUUGAAGGAGAGGUGGAGGGUAUGGAGAUCCUAGUAAAGCAUCUACAAGUUCCUCUAACAGAGCAGAGUAACCUCACAGAAGAGGUCCAGUCAGUCCAACAAGCCUGGGAGGAAGCUGGUCACAACCUGGCAGAGAACAGAGAGCAUCUGGAAAAA